Molecule: messenger RNA, 4187 nt
Organism: Pseudogymnoascus verrucosus
Lineage: Eukaryota; Fungi; Ascomycota; Leotiomycetes; Thelebolales; Thelebolaceae
Exons: 2
Coding region: 210-3878 (1222 amino acids)
Source: RefSeq, a predicted model, not a curated record
GCCGCCAGCCCACUACUACCCACCACUGAACUACCCUCGAGUCAGCAGUCAACAACGCAGCGACCCACGAAUAUAGCCGGUGACACGGCGAUUGCUAUGCGGUACGCUGACGGACGACUGGGAGUUUAGGAAUAUUUGACAGGUGGAUCGGACUGAGAGAGGCGUAUGGUUCUGCUGGGACAGGGUUUAGGACGCUCUGGAUAAGCAUCAUGCCUGGGCGGGAUGGGGGUGCUGCCUCGAUACGGAAGGGGGUUGAGGUAGAUGAGUGGGGGUUGCCUGUAAGGCAUAGGGAGGUUGAGGCGCCAACUCAAGGGAGUGAGGUGAAGAAGAGUGUGGAAGAGGAGGGGCAGGACGAUACGAAGUCGAGUACACAUAAAACGACUUCGGAUAAGGAGGUGCCCGAGGAGAAAAUAAAGGAUACGGAAGAUUCGAAUAUACAUAUAAAGGCGGGGGAUAAAGAGAUACCCAAGGAGACGGCGGAAGCUACGACGAAGGGGAAGAAGGUGGUGACGGAGGAUUCGAGCAGCGAUGACGAUGAGUUCAAGGAUGCUCCUUCGGAACAGAUACCGGAGACUGCAGAAGCCACAGGAGCCCCAGCAGUCCCAAAGAGCGGAGGGAAGUCCGAGGCUCCUGCUAUGCCAAAAGAAACGAGUCCCGAGACUGCGAAGGGCGAGGAUACGAAGACCGAGGGUCCCGCAACCAAAUCACCUACAACUGAAGCCUCCACAGCUGAAGCUUCCGCAACUGCAGCAUCUACAAAGGCGGAACAAGUCGCCGCUGAGCCUGCAGGAAAGCAAGGCCAUGCUCGAGCUAAGAGUUCCGUAAACAGCAUAUCAAAAGCUGGUCACAAACGCGACAAGAGCUCGGUGAAUAGAGUAUCCGAAUGGUCUCACCAACAGUCUGCGGCACAACCAGAGGACAAAGAUACGAAAGAAGAGUCUGAGGACGAAUGGCAGGCUAUGCCAGCUUAUGCACCCUUCGACAUAUACGACGAUGACAACAAGCUCGUCGCGAAGGAGGCUCAGGACUCCGAUGUUGAGGAUGCCACUUAUGCUGGGCUCGGCGGGGCAGGGAAGGGAUACACCAGAGUCCAACUGGAUGAGGAUGCGCAGUCCGCCACGAGCAUGGACGAGCACACCUCCUACCUCUUCAAAGAAUCCAACGGCGGCACAACCGCCGCCGGCUUCGAAGACGAAGAACAGCGCGACGUCGUCUCCCAGAUGGAAACCACCAAAGACCUCCUCACAGAAGGCCAACGCAUCGCCUACGUAGGCAUGACGCGCCUUGUCCUCACUUCCAUGGUCAAAGCUCACGAGGUAAUCGAAGGCACCAGCAAGGGCGCCAAGAAGGAGACCAGCGUUGGCACGGCGGCGAUGCGCAUGUUCAGUCAGAAAAUGAUGAUUAGACUGUAUGCGCAUAUGGAGAUCAGUACGCCGGAGCAAAUUAUGAUUGAGCAGCUGUCGGAGCAUGGGGUUGAGCCGAGGGAUUUGACGCCGACGCUGAUGGCGAAUGCGAGGGUUAAGAAUCCGAUGGCUGAGAAGGCUGAGUCAGUGGGUGAAAAGACUGAUAGUCCUCGUUCCGGGUCGGUGGCGGGCGAGAAGUCGAGCGAGAAGGCAGGUGAGAAGUCGUCGGGAGACUCGCUGUCGAGUUCCCAGAUGGAGGAGGAAGAAGCAGCGGCGCCGCCACCACCGUAUGUUGAGACUGAUGGAGAGCAUUUGCCGGAAGUGAGGACGCCGGGACAAUUACCGACGACGAAAAAUCUGGAUAUCGAUUUGAGGUGGACGGUACUGUGCGACUUGUUCCUCACCCUCGUUGCCGACUCUGUCUACGACGCACGGUCCAGAGUGCUCCUCGAACAAGUAGGCAGCCACCUAGACGUGACCUGGCUCGACAUCUGCCGCUUCGAGAAGCGCGUCACCGACGCCCUCGAGAUGCAACAAGCGGCCGAGAAGGAGAACUGGAACGAAGAUGAGCACAAAGAGUCUCGGCGGAAGAUGGCGCUUAAGAAGCGCUAUAUGAUGAUGGGCCUCGCUACCGUUGGAGGAGGUCUUGUCAUCGGCCUCUCUGCCGGUCUGCUUGCGCCUGUCAUUGGUGCUGGUCUGGCAGCUGGAUUCACCACCAUUGGUGUGGCGGGCACGAGUGGUUUCCUGGCUGGUGCAGGAGGAGCGGCAAUUAUUACGUCUGCUGCUGCGACGUCGGGUGGUAUUAUUGCGGUGAAGGCGGCGAAUAGGAGGACUGGCGCUGUCAAGACUUUUGAGUAUCGACCGCUGCAUAACAAUAAGAGGGUCAACCUCAUUGUCACGGUGUCGGGGUGGAUGACGGGUAAGGUCGAUGAUGUGCGGUUGCCAUACAGUACUGUUGAUCCCAUUAUGGGAGACAUCUACUCUGUUCUUUGGGAGCCGGAGAUGUUGACUAGUAUGGGAGAUACGAUUAAUAUUUUGGCUACUGAGGCGUUAACGCAAGGUCUUCAACAAGUUCUUGGAAGCACCAUCCUCAUUGGUCUCAUGGCCGCUCUCCAACUUCCCGUCGUUCUUACCAAACUCUCGUACCUCAUCGAUAACCCGUGGGCUGUCUCCCUGGUGCGCGCUGAAUCCGCCGGCCUCAUUUUGGCCGACUCGCUCAUCGACCGUAACUUGGGUACUCGCCCCAUCACCUUCGUGGGUUACUCCCUCGGCUGCCGCGUGAUCUUCUCGUGUCUCCGCGAGCUCGCUCGCAAGGGAGCCCACGGCCUCGUUCAGAACGUGUACCUCUUCGGCUCACCCAUCGUUGCCAAGAAGGAUGACUAUCUAAAAGCGCGUUCCGUCGUCGCCGGUCGCUUCGUCAACGGUUUCGCGCGCAACGACUGGAUCCUCGGGUACCUCUUCCGUCUCACCUCCGGCGGAAUCUCUCGCAUCGCCGGUCUGGCGCCCGUUGACGGCAUCCCAGGCCUCGAGAACGUCGACGUCACCGAGCUUGUCAAGGGCCACAUGGCGUACCGAACCGCCAUGCCGCGACUCCUCCGUGAAGUAGGCUGGCAGGUCGACAGCGACGAGUUCAGCGAGAUCGAGGAUCCUGAUCCAGAGAACCACCAGCAGCGCCAGCGCGAGCUGAUCAACGAAAUUGAGGAGGCGCGCAAGGAGUUUGAUCGUCAGGAGCGCGAGGCGAAGGGGAAGUUCGGCUUCUUAAAACGGAAGAAGAAGGCGGCGGCUACGAAGAAGGAGUGGGAGACGUAUCAGGAGAGUCGAGAGGAGGAUGAUGCGGAGCUGAGCACGAAACAUGAUAGUGUGCUUUUUGAUAUCGAUGCCAUCCGCGCGGAGCUCGCGAGCGAGAAUUUCGAGGUCAAGGAGCUGGAGAGUACGCUGCCGCCUAUGAAGUUGGAUUUUAGCAGCCCGGCUGCCUCACUCUCACCGGCCGUGCCAUCAUCUAGUCUUGGUGCGCUUAGGGACACGAAGUCUGCGGAUGUGAUUCCGACUAUGGGCAUGUAUGAGGAGUCGCCGUCCCCGGCGCCGAAGAAGAGCUAUACAUAUGGCCCUGAUGAUGGUUAUAAAAGCUACCAGUCGAGUCCAUACCUCGCGCCGGAUGACGAGGUGCAGAUGAGUUUCGACACAUCGUAUGCGUCGCCGGCGCGGUCGGCCACCGGACUAGGUCUAUCACAGUCGGGGUUGAAGGUCGACGAGGGAGGAUGGGGCGAAUCGAGGUCGUACGAGGUUAGUCCGCGGGUCUCAAAAGAACUCAGGGAUAAACCUCUGCCGCCUGACCCGAAGGACGGGAUUGAGGUGGAUAUGCAUAGGCCGCCCAUGAGAGGGAACAAGACAGAGCCGCUUGGUGGGAACGCCUGGGCGGAUGAAGAUGACGAGGAUGAGUUCAAGGAGAAGGAGAUGGAGAUGACUUUUGCUUGAUUGUAUUGUCGGGCGUGGACUUUGUAUUAUUUAAUGGAUAUUACGGGGUGGAGAUGGAUGGGGAGCUUGAAUGCGUUGUACAUAGGCUGCAUAGCGCGGGAGAGAUGUUCUCGUUGUUGGAUGAAUGCUUCUUACCAACGGGCUGUAGAGAUGGAUGAGAAUUGGAGACCUGAGGUUGGAAGACCGAGAUGCGGGUUAUAACAGGAUAUAGAUCUUGAGUGGGGUGCCUUUAUGGCGAUAUAUUCGUAGGAAUAAUGGAAUGGGUAAAUAGGCAGUAUACUAUCUCACGGCUGAAAAGCGAACAACGUG